AUGGCUGGGGUAUUAUGUCGAUCCGUAAGAACCAAGCAAACCAGGAUACCGUGGAUCCCGCUGCUUCUUGUGGCGUUCCUAGCAACCGCCACGUGGCAGCGCGCCAUUGCUUCCGCAAAACAGCUUGAGGGAUUUGACGAGGACGAGUUUGACGACGCGGCUGACGAGGAGGAGACGGAAUUCGUCGCCCCGCAGCGCCCUCCGACGCGAUCCGUCACGCUCGAGCCGGAUCAGGGCACAAAAGCAACGGCUGGAUCUGAUCGAGAUCCCAAAUCAACGGACACCACCGCACGCGACGGACCAGAUUCCGCUGGGGGCAGCGGGGGUAGAUCGACAGGACAAGGGGCGGAUUGGGAUGACGAGGAGUUUGAAGGGGUGACGCCCGGUGCUGGCGCUGGUGCUGGUGAAUUCGGCGCUGGUGCUGGAGGAGCAGCGGCGGGGGGAAAGUCAUUUUUUGGCAAGCCUGGAUCCGCGCAGCAGCAGGCGCAAGCGCAGCAGAAGGCACGCGCGCGGAGAAUUUCGGUUCCGCGGAAGCCGUUUCACCCGCGGGACUUCAUUGCGGAAGGGAUUUUUCUUGCGUUCCUCGUGAUUUUCGCGAUCAACUAUUUCGUUGGGAAAUGGCAGAACGAAAAGAUUGCGCUUUCUUUCGCGAAUCAGUUCGCGACGGAGGGUAACCUGCUCGCGAAGAACUUCGCUUUGAUCGGCACGGGCGACACCAGCGAACCGAUCCUCGUCAAAGAAGGCCAGGCGACGUUCAAGCUGUACGCGAGCGGGCGAAGGUUCUGCGAAGCGAUGCUGGUUACCCUGAACCUGCGAAGUCGCCACGAUCUCGCGACGCUCGCAUGGGACGCGCUCCUUUCGUCAAAGAAAGAUCAAGUCGACGUGGAUGUGUACAUGAACGAGGAAGACAUGGCCCCGUUUGUACUCGCUAUAGUCCCGCGCAAAUCCGCUAAGGCGUUUAUAAAAGAAAACGCGGAUCUUAAGGAGUUUGCGAGCAUGCUUGACGCGGAAGUGGUCCUGAAGGGAGGAGGCGGGAGCGGGAAGAACAAGUGGGCGGCAGACGAGUUGGCUAUUAUCGGGGAUAGCAGAGAAGCAGCGUAUGAGCUUCUGUCUGACGUCAUCAUUGAUCAGGUACGAUGCGAGUCCUUCCCUUCCGCCCUUCCCUUCCGCCCUUCCCUUCCGCCCUUCCCUUCCGCCCUUCCCUUCCGCCCUUCGCUUCUGCCCUUUCCUUCCCCCCCAUCCCCCCCUCCCUUCAUCAUUUUCACCAUUUCUUCCCAUGACACACACAUCAACCGCACGCCCGAAUAUCUCUUUGGCGAGAAGUCUUACCCAAAGAUAGCGCCUCUCUUCCGCGCUCUACACUUCACAGACCAGCAACCCACAGGCGCAGGCGCGCAGCUUCUUACCUAUCCCCCUCCCGCCUUCUCCUGCCCCCCCGGUACUCCUCUCCCCCCCCAGCUCUUUGGUGAGAAGUCCUUUCCAAAGAUCGCGCCUCUAUUCCGCGCGCUGCACUUCACGGACCAGCAACCCACAGGCGCAGGCGCGCACCGCAAGGUGCUGCGCUUCUCCUUCCUCCUCCCCCGGGGGGGCGCCGCCGAGCUGGCGAAGCUGAUGGCGUCCGUGCCGUUCUUCAUCGACGCGGUGGGGAAGUUCCGACUCAGCGCGCAGGCGAAGUGCAAGGCAGAGGCACUGCGGGCAAAGGCAGCGGAGGCGGCACUGAGGGAGACGAAGGAGAAGAGGCAGGAGGAGUUGCAGCGGCGGAAGGAGGAGCGAAAGAAGGCGGAAGAAGCGAAGCUGAGCCCAGAGGAAUUGGCGAGGCGGCGAGAGAAGGAGAGGAUGAAGGAGCUAAAGCAGAGCGCUCCGCGGGCUAAGAUUUCAAGAAUGCAUUGA
Molecule: messenger RNA, 1890 nt
Organism: Closterium sp. Naga37s-1
Lineage: Eukaryota; Viridiplantae; Streptophyta; Zygnematophyceae; Desmidiales; Closteriaceae
Source: the annotation of a GenBank genome assembly